UUUUAGUACUCCGUAGUUCUUAUUUCCGCUUUACUGAGAACAGAGAAUGGACUAGUUGUGAAAUGAUAAUUUUCGUAGUCUACUUUUGAAAAGAAAAUAGAAAGGUGAACCAAAUAAGAGUUGCCAAACGGGGCUCUUAACAACCUAGAUUCUCGGCCCAUCUUAUUCAAAAAAAAAAAAAAAACAACCUAGAAUCUCGGCCCAUCAGCCCAAAAGAGGCCGUAAGCCCUUGAACAUAUACGGAGUAACUCUGUAGUCUUCCUUCGUGCACACCACUCUCUUACCGAUGAAAGUUUACCCUGUUUUCAUCUUUCCACCCUACCACUCCUACCAGGUUGAAUGAAUGUGACGAGGAAAAGAUCCUGUUUUGAAGUUUUGAGGUUGACAAUAGUCUGUGCGGAAAGAGACACUUUUGGAAGAGUCAUCUCUGUGGAACAUUAGUAAUCAGAUUUGGCAACAUCUCAUAGACACAAAUGGAGAGAAAGAAUCCUUAUGUUAUAGGCCAGCGAGUUGGUAACGGUUCGUAUGGUUCCCUUUUUUUGGUGCAUAACAAACACACGAGAUUAAAAGCUGUAAUAAAGAUAAUAUCUUUAGACGAGUUUGAAACAAGUGGUAUGAGUGCCUCUGUUAUGCGGGAGAUUUCCCUCUUGAAGAAGUUAGACCAUCCACACAUUGUUAGGCUGCUUGACGUACAAAUGUUGCGUGAGGAUAAGGUGCACAAAAUUGGCUUGAUCUUUGAGUUUAUGCCUUCUGAUUUGUCAAAAUAUGUGCGUGACAAACUGCUUGAUACACAUGCCAUAAAGAAAAUUUUAUUUCAAGUUAUCUCGGCUUUGGAGUAUUGCCAUUCCCUUGGUAUCGUCCACCGGGACAUCAAACCAGAGAAUGUGCUAGUGGAUUCAAAAGGGAAUGCCAAACUUGCAGACUUUGGGGUGUCCGUAUCAAUGGCUGUUCCUCGUAGGCAAUAUACUCUACAUGCGGGAACUGCGAUUUACAAUGCACCGGAAGCAACGUAUAUGGCUAACAAUUACUCAUGUGUAUGUGACAUGUGGUCGGUUGGAUGUAUGUUCUAUGAAAUGUUGACCGGAAAGAAGUUAUUCAAGCGAUAUAUAAGGCGCCCUCAAUUGUUUGCAAUUUUCGAACGUUUAGGAUAUCCUGAAAAUCCAUCCGACAAUCCCAGACUUCUAGUUGAGAUCCGCAGUAAUAUUCCACGUCCGGAAGAGUACAAGAAACUGCCUGUGUAUGAUCCCCAGAGAGUCGUUGAAAUGGACGGCCCUCCUAUCGAGCGUCUGGCUCUCGAUCUUUUGACGAGAAUGCUAUCCUUCUCUCCAACUGAUAGAAUCACAGCACGUGAGGCUCUAGGACAUGAUUAUUUUUGGGGUCAUCCUUCUGACAACUGAUUUUCCUACUUGGAAUAUACUCUGAUUUUUGGAAGUAUAAGAAAUGUGAGACAAUUAGACUAGUAAGAACUCUGAUCACCCUUUUUCUCAACUCUUUGAUUUCGUAGUUUUUGGGCAUGCUUUGGAAGAGAUGCUAAAUGUUAAGGAAACAUAGCUUUCUUUAGCUUUUAAGCAAGAUAAUUUUUGUUAUGAAUCUUCAACAUUGCAUGUAAAUUGAUACUUAACUAAGUGUACUAUGUGUAUCAACUUCUAAAUAGAACAGCCUUUAAUUUAUUGUCUUAAUACAUUGGUCUGUCAAUCGGCUUUGACUCUAAAUUGUGGAUGUGUAAUUAUGCAUGUUUAUGAGAAACCAUGGGCACAAACAGGCAGUCCAAAAUAUUUU
Messenger RNA from Cuscuta epithymum, 1779 nucleotides. Lineage: Eukaryota; Viridiplantae; Streptophyta; Magnoliopsida; Solanales; Convolvulaceae. The record is from the annotation of a GenBank genome assembly.